AUGAUUCUAACAAUCAAACCCACUAACCAACACGGUUUGGUGACCGUAGCAACGACUGUACCUGACUGGAGCGAUGCGAACACGUAUGGGAAGGCACGGUACAUUGAAACACUGCUGAUUGCUGAUAUUGGAGUGUCGAAGCGAUUCAAUCGAGACAUGAAGAAGCUAAGACGUGCAGUGGUCACGUUAAUGCAAGCACUUAACUUGUACCUCUAUCAACUUGAUAUUCGAUUGAUUGUGGUGGAUGUGGUUGAGAUGAUUGCGCAUAACGUCACACUCGAGCGAUUCGCCGGUUACAAGAGGGAGAAGUUUCAUGAGUUCCCAGCGCACGAUUUGGCCAUUUUGAUCAGUAGUACCUAUGAGGGUGGUAUCGCCUACGUGAACGGUAUAUGUGGUCGUUCUGCUGUCGGAAUCAUCGGUUUUUUCGCUGAUGCACCAAUGGAAUACGCAUCGAUAUUCUUCCACGAAUUGGCUCAUUUGCUGGGUCUUUCGCAUGAUGCUAAAAACGAUUGUUCAUGUCGACAGACCUCUUUGGACAGUGACGAGGGAUGCCUCAAAAUCGAGUACGUUUGA
This is a messenger RNA of Anisakis simplex (herring worm), 573 nucleotides long. NCBI's taxonomy places the organism in Eukaryota, Metazoa, Nematoda, Chromadorea, Rhabditida, Anisakidae. The record is from the annotation of a GenBank genome assembly.